AUGAUUCACUGUCUCUCGGAGGCUCGGUCAAUAUGCUAUUCUUUCUCUAUCAUGCUCGGUCAAUAUGAGGGUUGGUCAAUACGAUAUACUAUCAACUUUCAUCUUUCAUCUAUCUAUCUAUCUAUCUAUCUAUCUAUCUAUCUAUCUAACGCAUUCUUUAUUUUUGUUGUUGUUGUUUCUUCGUCGUCGUCUUAUCCUCCUUCUCCCCCUCCGCCUCCUCCUUCUCCUCCUCCUCCUUCUUGUUCUUGUUCUUCUUGUUCUUGUUCUUGUUCUUGUUCUUCUUCUUCUUCUUCUUCUUCUUCUUCUUCUUCUUCUUCUUCUUCUUCUUCUUCUCCACUCUUUCCUUCACCCUCAUCGACCGCUUGGAAACAGUUAUCUUUCUUUUCUUUUUACAUGUUCUUCUCUGGGACUACACCAUUGAUACUCACUUACCCCCAAUAUAACGCCGAACUUAUACGCCUUUUCACCCUAUUUUUCUUUUCCAACAGUUUCACAGACCUCAGAACCCCGCUACCAACGAUUGUCCAAACACCUUGCGUCGUUACAGUUGAACCUUACUUUAAUAGAUCGAUAUAA
Molecule: messenger RNA, 576 nt
Organism: Acanthosepion pharaonis
Lineage: Eukaryota; Metazoa; Mollusca; Cephalopoda; Sepiida; Sepiidae
Source: the annotation of a GenBank genome assembly